AUGGCUGAAGGUACGGUGGGCGAGCAGGAGCAGCAGCUGCGCGCGCUGCUGGCCAGCAAGAGCCCCCGGAACGCGACGGUGCAGCAGCUGCGGGCGGUGAUCCGCGACUCGUAUGAGGCGCUGCUCUUUCUCGACUUCCGCUUCGCCGUCGAUCACGACGUGCUCUACCUGCUAUGGCGCCUGCACUACAACCGCAUCGAGGAGUUUCGCGCGCAGAUCCGCCGCAUCCGUUCUGCGCCGGCCACUUCCAAGGCGGGUUCCGCGCAAGAUCGCCAGCCCGCGUCCGUCUCGAUCCUCUCCCGCGGGUCCCCCGCCACACGUCGUGCGCAAGCGCGUCCGCAAAACGCGUCCGACGGGGCGGGCGAGCGCGCGGAAGCGUCGACAGCGGCGAGCGCGGUGGCGGUGUACCGCGGGUUUCUGUCGGAGGCGGCGGGGUUCUUCCACGAGCUCGUCGGCAAGCUCAAGGCGCGCCGCGCCCUGCUGUGCGACCGCGGCGUCGCAGACUCACAGUCGCAGCAGGGCAGGGCGGGCGACGGCGACAAGUGGCGCGCGGCGUGCCAGCAGUGCCUCGUGUAUCUGGGCGACCUCGCGCGCUACCGGGAACUCGUCGUCGAUUGUGACAUGGUGACCCGUGAUUGGUCGGUGGCUGCUGGCUACUACAUGCAAGCGGCGCUCAUGCUGCCGUCCACUGGCAACCCGCACAACCAGCUGGCAGUGCUGGCGACGUACGGGGGCAGCGAGGUGGCGGCGCUGUACCGCUACUACCGCUGCAUCGCUUGCAAGCAGCCCUUCGCCACCGGCCGCACCAACCUGCUCGUCCUCUUCGACCAGAACGCCAAUCGCUGCAAUCGCCUGGGUGCGAUGGGGCCUCAAGCAGCACAAGGGGCGGCGCAGGAGGCAACGGGGCAGGCACAAGGAGCGCCCGCUGAGGCACUGGUGGUGACGUGGAAGAAUCUGUGCACGAGAUUCGUGCGCCUUAACGGCAUCCUCUUCACACACGCCAGGUCCUCUCCCGCUCCUCACACUCUCUUCUUAAACUCCAUUUUCUUGCCUCGCGCCUUUCGCUGCCACCAAUGCCUAACCGUCUACGUGCUGUGGGUCGUGUGCAGCCUGGAGUCCUUCGGCGCCGUGUAUCUGGCGGCCAUGAACGACUUGGAGCGCCUGCUCGCCGCACCGCCACACGCCCUGCAACCCGUGCUGGCGGUGGGAUCCUCCGCGUGCCCCACUGUCCCCGCCGCGGGCGCGGAGGCCACAGUGGUGGUGCAGAUGGUGGCGUGCCUCGUGUGCACCGUGCACGCCAUGCUCGCCCCGCACCACGCCUUCCCCUUCGCCCCCCGCCCCGCCAGUGACGCCGAUGACACGCCCAGCACGGGCGCGCCCCCCAGCGCGCAGCUGCAGCAGCAGGCGGACCGCCUGCGCCACGCCGUCACGCUCGCCUUUGAGUUUGUCGGCCGCCUGCUCUCGCGCUGCGCCGCCUCCCCCGCGCCCCUCGCCUCGCCGCUCUUCCCCGCCGCCACCGUCUUCCUGCGGUGGCUCGCAGCCCACCCCCACCUCGCCGCGCGCACCAACGAUGAGGCGUCGUGGCCGGGGGGACACGCGGGCGAGGGCGCAGGCGGGGGGGGCGAGGACAGGGAGAGCGCGGCGCGCAUGUUCAUGUGGGGGCAGGCCGUGGUGGUGCUCAACCGCCUGCUGCAGGAGCACAGCCGCCUGCUGCCACCGCUGCUGGCGGCGCACCAGGGGGGCGUGCAGGGCCUGGCGGGCGGGCAGGGGGAGAGCAGCGGCGGGGCAGUGGGGCUGUGGGAGGACGUGGAGCUGCGGGGCUUUGAGCCGCUGCCGCAUGUGUGUAGUGAGGGGCCAAGUGACGCGCAGAGGGACGCGCAGCUGGACGUGGACGGCUGGCAGGGCGGCACGGGGGGCGCGGAGGGGCAGGAGGCCGCGUGGGCGCGGGGCAGGAGGGCUGUGUGCGCUGCUUUGACUUUGUCGGGAUGGGUGCAAGGCGGUGCAGGUGGGGCAGCAUGGGCGCCAGGGGACGGCAGCAGCGGCAGCGUGUUGCACUUCAGCAGGCGGCAUGGGAGGUUCUUCAUUGCUUCACUCGUGGCGGAUCAGCUGCCCUCGCCGCCUGCUGCCAGUGCACCACAUCCCACGCACGUGGUGCAUGGCACCAGCGCGGGCAGUGCACACACGGCGGCACCAGGGUCACUCGCCACUGCCUCCGCCGCCCCUGCUCGCCCUGCACCCGCGUCCAACCACCACGUGCCUGCUGCGCCCCUGCCGUGGGGUGCUGCAAGCAUGGGAAGCGCGGGGCAGGGGCUUGCGGGGGAGAUGGCAGGGGUGGAGGCAGGGGACGACGGGCAGGGCGAGGAGGAAGGGGAGGGGGAUGGGGAGGACGUGCCGCUGUGGGCGGUGGAGGAGCUGAUAGGCAUGGACAGCUCGGCGGAGCAGAGCGAGCAGCACAUGCGCGAGCUCAGCGCACACACUCACGCCGCUCACUCCGAGCGCCGCAAUGGGGUGCUGGUGGGUGCUGCUGGUAACGGUGGUUUGGAGGAGCAGGAGGAGGAGGAGGAGGAGAUGAUUGUGUUCCAGCCCUGGGCCUCCGGUGCUGCUGCUGCUGCUGUGCCGGCUGUGCUGCACGCCGCUGCUCCCAGGGCAACUGAUUCGGCCGAUAAACUAGCGGCAGGGGUGCAGGCAGCAGGGGGUGGGGGCAGGGCAGGUGCGGAGGGGGGUGCAUGGCAGGUGUCACACGGACUGCUGGCAGCAGGAGGUGAGGGGUUAGGUGGCGACUUCCUGGCAGGGCUCAGUGGCGCCGCCGCACCGCACUUGUCCUCCCUGCCACCAUCCUCCUCUCCCUCCCCGCGCUCCUCCUCUCCUGCCAUGCACACUGCACCCUCGCCCAACCUGCAACCCCUGCCUGCUUCGCCUGCCACCACUGUUGCCGCGGACGGCAGUCUGCGUCGCGUGCCAUCGGGAGCAGGAGUGAUCGGGCAGGACCGCCACCGCCUGGCGCACACCCACGCCCACGCCCAUGCGCCCACGCAUGGGUACAUGGAGACAGCAGCAGGCCAGCCCAGCCACCCGGCUGCUGACCUGCCUGGGCUGUGGGGUGCUGCACCUCUCCAUGCUGCUGCCACCGCCCCACCUGCCCCUACAGCUUCCGCUGCUGCUGCGCCUGCUGGUGGCUCUGCUGCGCUGACGGCGCUGCUGGGCGCGGGGUUGAGUGAGCACGAGCUGAGUGCGCUGCUGGCCAAGGCACACCAACUCGCUCUGCACCCUCAUGCGCCGCCAUCGGCAGUGCGAGGCGGCGAGUAUCAGAGUGGUUAUUCUCAAGUGAGUGGGGCGGGAGCAGUGUGGCCCACGUCCCUCACCCACACCCCUCCACCCGCAGCUGCGGCACCCAACUCUUUCUUCGCCGGCCCCUCUGCUGCACCCCUUGCUGCCGGACAACAGCCGUUCCCUCACCUGCAUGCGCAGCAGCACCCGGGCUAUGAGGUUCAGCAGUAUGGGGGCGGGGUGCAGAGGGGCAUGGGUGCAGUGGAUCAGGUCAUGGCCUCCUCCGCCUUCUCUGCGCCCUCAGCACCACCACCAGCCGGCAGCAGUGCACACACAGGCGCUGCUCCCCCGCCCAUGCCAGCCAUGCACGCUGCUGCUGCCACUCCAUCUAUGUCGCAGGCAGCAGCAGCGCAGGCGUCUCUGCAGCCCCCGCAGGCAGCAGCAGCGGCGCCCAACUCGUGGCACUGGAUGCAGCGCGCACACCACCCCUGGGGGCCCUGA
Messenger RNA from Closterium sp. Naga37s-1, 3768 nucleotides. NCBI's taxonomy places the organism in Eukaryota, Viridiplantae, Streptophyta, Zygnematophyceae, Desmidiales, Closteriaceae. The record is from the annotation of a GenBank genome assembly.